CCCCGCCACCGCCCCCCAUCUCCUCCCCCCCGUCCGGCGCCGCCAUCCGAGCGGCCAUGUUCGGCUCCACCAAUCCAUUCGGGCAGUCGUCCGGUAGCGCGUUCGGGCAGACAUCAAGCAACCCAUUCGGGGCCCAAUCGGCGUUCGGCCAGACCAGCGCCCCCGCCAACAACCCCUUCGGCAGCCCGACCCCCGCCUUCGGGGCGCAGACCGGGACCGCCUCGCCGUUCGGCGCUGCCUCCACCAGCCCCUUUGGCCAGACAUCCGCCCCGGCUUUCGGGGCCACAUCCACCCCUGCGUUUGGCGCCGCGUCGACUGGCGGCUUUGGCCAGCCAUCCACGCCGGCGUUCGGCACCCCGUCGUCCUCCCCGUUCGGGAGCUCCACGCCCGCCUUUGGCGCAUCGCCAACCCCUGCGUUCGGCGCCGCAUCCUCCAACUUUGGCAGCGGUUCUUUGUUUGGACAAAAGCCAAGUUUUGGGGGUUUUGGAUCAUCACCUAGCCAGUCUAGUCCCUUUGGUAGCACAUUCCAGCAAACGCAACCAACAUUUGGCAACAGCACUUUUGGCGCCACAACUACGCCGGCCUUUGGCACCACGACAACGCCAUCAUUUGGUGCCACAGCCACCCCAGCAUUUGGCUCAACAUCAACAUCCUUAUUUGGUGCUUCCAGCACCCCAGCAUUUGGUUCCACGCCGUUUGGUUCAAACACAACUCCUAGUUUUGGAUCUUCAAGUACAACAGCAUUUGGUGUGAGUAGUGCUCCAGCUUUUGGAGCUUCAACUACACCUUCAUUUGGCACAUCAACAAGUGCUUUUAGUUUUGGUUCAUCACCAGCUUUUGGACAAACAGCACCUGCAACUGGUAGCACUCCCUUUGGAACAAAUCCUUCACCUUUUGGAGCACAAACUUCUCCAUUUGGCGUGCAGACUGCAGCACCGGCAUUUGGGCAAGGUCCGCAUGGUAAUCAAUCUGGAGGAAGCAGAAUACAGCCUUAUGUGCAAACACCAGAUGCUGACAGUGCUACAAGUGGUAGUCAGCCUGCUGCAAAACUUGAUUCCAUAUCAGCCAUGCCUGCAUACAAAGAUAAGAGUCAUGAAGAAUUAAGGUGGGAAGAUUACCAGCGUGGAGACAAAGGUGGACCAAACACUUCUGUAGCUCCAGUGGCAAAUAGCUUUGCAUCUCCACAGCCGAGUUUUCAAACAAAUCCACCAACAACAGGGAAUCUAUUUGCUAAGUCCUCUCCCUUUACAUCAGGUGGUUUUGGUGCUCCUUCAAACCCAUUUUCGGCACCGACAGCUAAUCAAUUUGCACAAACAAGCAGUUCUGCAUUUUCAGCAAACACUUCGCCAUCUCUGUUUGCAAAUACCACUCCGUCGCUGUUCAACACGUCAUCGACAAGCACUAAUCCAUUUGGUACUGGCUUAUCCAUCGGUAAUAACUCGCAAUCAGCUGGGCUGUUUCAGUCUUCCCCUGCAAUUGGGCAACAGCCAUUUGGCCAGCAAUCAAGCACUUCAGCUUUCUCUGCUGGUAUAUUCAACACGUCCAACCUUGGAAUGACUGGAGGGUUGUUUAGCAGCAGUUCUUCACCUUUUCUAACAUCAACGUUUCAACAAUCUGCCCCUGGUCAAACUCCAAGCUUGUUCUCAUUCCAACCUCAGACACAACAAGCUUCUGCAGGUGGAUUCCCUGCUGUUUCCAACACGACAAAUUUGGUCCCAUUUGGACAGCAAACCACUAGCCAGUCCAAUAUGGUCAUGCAGCCGGCCCUUGUUUUAAAUCCCUUCGGGACACUUCCAGCAAUGCCUCAGAUGUCCAUUGGGAAUGGUGGAUCCUCGCCUUCUAUCCAAUAUGGAAUAUCAAGUAUGCCGGUUGCUGAGAAGCCUCUUGCAAGCAGAACAUUAUCCAUGGUGGUUCCUAGGCAUUUGUCACAGAGAAGGAUGAAAUUGCUGCCACGGAAAUAUAAUCCGACAUCUGAUGGCAAGGUUCCAUUCUUUGCUGAUGAUGAAGAGUCUUCUGCAACACCAAAAGCGGAUGCUUUUCUAAUCCCUAGAGAGAACCCUAGAAGUCUGAUAAUCCGUCCAAUCGAUCAAUGGCCUUCACGUAAUGUGGUUGACAGGCAAUCAAUUCUGAGCGAUUCAGCUGAUCCAAACAAACAAACAGAUGCUUUGGUUAGGAGGGAGCGCAAUAGCGCUUUCAUGUCACCAACUCAGUCUGGUCCAAUGGGAAAUGGCAUGUACCGUGAUGACCACCAUGCAUCAAGUGAGCUUGAGGCUGGGACACGGCGAGUGAAUGGUGCUUCUAUUGAAAAGCUCAUGCCUAAGCUCUCCCAGGCAGAUUACUUCACGGAACCUAGUCUAGAGGAGCUUGCUGCCAAGGAGCGUGCUGAACCAGGCUACUGCUGUCGGGUGAGAGACUUUGUUGUUGGACAUCAAGCCUAUGGUAGCAUCAAAUUCUUGGGAGAAACUGACAUAAGGGGCCUUGAUCUGGAGUCGAUUGUGGAAUUUAAUAACCGCGAAGUGAUUGUAUACAAGGACGAUAGCAAGAAGCCGCCGGUCGGUGAGGGUCUGAACAAAGCUGCAGUGGUGACUCUUUUGAACAUCAAGUGUGUUAACAGGAAGACAGGCGAUCAGUAUACGGAGGGUCCGAGGGUAGACAAGUACAGGGACAUGCUGGUGAAGAAAGCAGAGGAGCAGGGUGCGGAGUUCAUCUCAUUUGAUGCUUCUAAGGGUGAGUGGAAGUUCCGAGUGAAGCAUUUCAGCUCCUACGGGUUUGGUGAAGCUGAAGCAGGCGCAUUUGAUUCCUUGUAGCUUGGUUGUUAUAUGUUGUAAUGCUGUUUGUAACAACUUUUGUUCUCUGGACGCUGCUAUGGCUAGCUCUUUCCUUUCUAUGCUUUUCUAAACAAAUACUCGUACAAUCUGGUACCAGUUUGGCAUGUGUGUGGAUUGGUUAAGUAAACUGAUAGUCAUUUCUUGUCAAAUCGUACUGGACAUAUUUUCAAAACAUAAGUUUACUCUUAGAGCAUUU
Molecule: messenger RNA, 3024 nt
Organism: Brachypodium distachyon (stiff brome)
Lineage: Eukaryota; Viridiplantae; Streptophyta; Magnoliopsida; Poales; Poaceae
Product: nuclear pore complex protein NUP98A
Exons: 2
Coding region: 57-2807 (916 amino acids)
Biological process (GO): protein import into nucleus; post-transcriptional tethering of RNA polymerase II gene DNA at nuclear periphery; RNA export from nucleus
Cellular component (GO): nuclear pore cytoplasmic filaments; nuclear pore
Molecular function (GO): structural constituent of nuclear pore
Source: RefSeq, a predicted model, not a curated record